This is a messenger RNA of Microthlaspi erraticum, 1974 nucleotides long. The record is from the annotation of a GenBank genome assembly. NCBI's taxonomy places the organism in Eukaryota, Viridiplantae, Streptophyta, Magnoliopsida, Brassicales, Brassicaceae.
AUGUUCCAUGGAUUGCCAAGUGAAGACCCCAUUGACCACCUUGAUGAGUUUGAUAGGCUUUGUGAUUUGACAAAGAUCAAUGGUGUCUCUGAAGAUGCCAUCAAGCUGAGACUCUUUCCUAUGUCUCUAGCUGACAAAGCUCACCAAUGGGAGAAGAGCUUGCCCCAUGGCACAAUCACCACUUGGGAUGAAUGCAAGAAGGCCUUUCUUGCUAAGUUUUUCUCCACCGGUCGCACAGCCAAGCUUAGAGGAGUGAGAUAUCCAGCUUCAUCAGGAACAAUGAGACAUUCGCUGAGGCUUGGGAGAGGUUCAAGGCUACACAAGUAUAGAGAGAUGUUGACACAGCCAGCAAUGGGAACUUCCUCAACCAGGAUGUGGAUGAUGGCUGGCAGCUUGUGGAAACAUAGCAAACUCCAAUGGAAGCUAUGGAGAAGAUUGGAUAAGCUGAUCUUAGCUCAGUCCACAAUGAAGAAAGUCAACUUUGUGUCUGCUGAAGAGAUGGAACCAGUCCAAGAAGGGGAGGAUACACAAUUUGCUGAAGUGUGCUACAUGAGCAAUGGGCAAGGAGGACCAGGUCUAUCCUCAACAACAGCAAGCUCGAUCGAGUCAAGCCCCACAACAUGGGUAUGGUCAAAAGAACAACUACCAAGGCCCCAAGGGACUUUUCCUGGUCAGCAAAUGCACAUACCACCUGGCUUUCCCCACCAACCACCCCAGCCUGCACCUACACCUGAGAAUGAGCUCAAGGCUAUGCUGAAACAAUUGCUUCAAGGGCAAGCUGAUGGUGUUGUGGACACAAGCAAGAAGCUAGCUGAAAUCAACUCCAAGAUUGAGAAUCUCAACACAAGAGUGUACUCUCUGGAGAAUCAUGCUUCUUCUGUUGCUGCUGCUACAAAGCAAGGACAACUACCUGGUAAAGCUAUUCAGAACCCCAAGGAACAGUGCAAGGCUCCUGGAGUCCAGAUUGAUCAACCAGAAGUGCAGCACCUACUGUGGCCAUUCACACUUCACCAGUUGAGCUCGCACAACAAGCUCGAUCGGCAGCUCGAUCGAGUCCGACAUCAUCUGUCCUCAAAGCCGAUUUUGCUUGAUCCUUACCAGCCAGUUGACAUCUCGUCCUCGCCUACUCAGUCAAGGCACAAGGAAGUGAUUCACAAGUUCAGAAGAGAUCCUAGUGGGAUUGGAAUUGAGUUGCCUUCUAUGGAAAGCAUGAGUGAGGCAUUUGAUCAAAUGAAGAUGGUGAAGGAUCAAGGGAAAUUCACUCUCCCUUGCACACUUGGGCAUCUUGAGCUUGACAAUGCCUUGGUGGAUUCUGGUGCAAGCAUCAAUCUGAUCUCUCUCACAAUGGCAGAGAAGCUAGGCAUUGCUGGAGCAUUGCAGCGCCCUACUACUUCAAUCAUGUUUGGAGAUGCAACUUCUAAGUCUCCUCUUGGUGUGUUCAAGAACUAUCACUUGAAAAUUGGAGAAUGCAUCAUCCAAACUGAUCUUACUGUCAUGGAGAUGGAAGAAGAGAAGGAUCUACCUCUGCUAUUGGGAACCCCAUUCCUUAGCACAGUUGGCGCUUCAAUAGACUUUCACAAGCAAGAAGUGAUUCUUCACAAGGUGAAUAGUUUGGUGUCAUAUCGCUUGCAGCCUAGAGAGAGCCUUCAAGCUUUGUUUGAUGAGCCACUAGGAAGGGCUCUAAAAGAAGGGGAGGAUGUAGCCUCUAAGGCAAGACCAGGUGAUAAAAGAAAAUCCACCAGCUCAGGCCCCUUCAUCAAGCCAUCUCAGCUCACAAUGACCUUGUUCCCCACCAAGUUUGAAAAUGGGAAGAUUGAGUACAAGAUAAGGUACAAGGGGAGAUCAAGGCCAUUCUCUAGAGCCAAGGCCUUGGUGACUUCAGAACAAUCCAGGGACCCAUCCAAGCUAAAGGAGCUUCUGUCUCAAGUCCUCACUAUCACCCUUGAUGGUGGGACUAGCUCAACCAAUGCCUAA